GGUGUCUGAGCCGCACAGUUUCAAAGAGAAGGUAUUCAAGAAGAAGAAAAAGGCAUGCGUGGUGUGCAAAGAAUCCAUCGAGGCCCAGGGGCUGGUCUGCAAAGUGUGCAAAGUGGCCAGCCACAAGAAAUGCGAAGGCAAGGUACCAUCCUCCUGCCAGCCGCUUCCCCCACCUGAACUGAGACGGAAUACGGCCCCAGUCCGGCGCAUCGAGCAUUUGGGCUCCACCAAGUCCCUCAACACUGCGAAGCAACGUAACACACUACCCAGGAGUUUCAGCCUGGACCACGUGAUGGAACGCAAGUAUGACUUUGACCUCACUUACAUCACCGAGCGCAUCAUCUCCGUCUUCUUCCCGCCUGCCCUGGAGGAGCAGCGUUACCGUGGCAACCUCCGAGAGGUGGCCCAGAUGCUGAAAUCCAAGCAUGAGGACAAAUACAUGCUCUUCAACCUGUCAGAGAAACGGCAUGACAUCGUCCGACUGAACCCCAAGGUUCAAGAUUUUGGCUGGCCAGACCUACAUGCCCCACCGCUGGACAAAAUCUGCUCGAUCUGCAAAGCCAUAGAGACCUGGCUGAAUUCCGAUCCGCAGCAUGUGGUUGUGUUUCACUGCAAGGGCAACAAAGGAAAAACCGGUGUGAUCGUAGCAGCCUAUAUGUACUACAGCAAAAUCUCUGCAAGUGCGGACCAAGCCCUCAGCACACUGACCAUGCGCAAGUUCUGUGAGGACAAGGUGGCGGCCUCCCUGCAGCCCUCACAGAAGAGAUACAUCCAUUAUUUCAGCGGGCUGCUUUCGGGCACCAUCAAGAUGAAUAGCAACACACUAUUCCUGCACCACGUCUUGCUCCCGGCUAUUCCUGCCUUUGAGGCUGGAGGAGGUUAUCAACCUUUCCUAAAGAUCUAUCAGUCCAUGCAGCUGGUCUAUACCUCGGGGAUCUACAGCCUGCAUGGUACUGGCGGGUCUCAGAAGCUCUGCAUCACCUUGGAGCCAGCCUUGCUCCUGAAGGGGGAUGUCAUGGUGAAAUGCUACCACAAGCAGCUCCAGGGAGCCGAGCGGGAUGUCGUCUUCCGAGUCCAGUUCCACACCUGUACCAUCCACAGCACCCAGCUGUGGUUCAGCAAAGAUGAGCUGGACGAGGCCUGGAGAGAUGAACGUUUCCCUUUCGAAGCGAGUGUCGAGUUUGUUUUCUCUUCCAGCCCGGAGAAACUGAAAGGUCGGGAGACGUAUAGGAACAAUGCUGGGACCACGGUGGAUUACAACAUCUCCGACCCUGUUGUGCGAUGGGACUCCUAUGAGCACUUCAACUUACACCACGAAGACAGCCUGGAAGAUGUCUCUCACACCCGGGGCCCGCUGGAUGGCAGCCUCUAUGCCCGGAUCAAGAAGAAAGGCGACCUUAGCGGCUUCUCUUCUAGCAACGGCAGCGCCAGCAGCCCAGAGUCCCCUCCCCAGCAAGGCGGGCGCCUCCUUUCCAUCAGCAGUGACUCGGGGCACUCCUCCAUGCUGACCGAGAAAGCAGACGACAGCACGCCGCCAUCCAGGCUCCAGCCCACGCUCGCCGAGAAGGAGGAGCUGGACAGGCUGUUGGGCGGAUUCGGCGUCCAGCCUCCGCCCCGGCAGCUGGGUGAGGGAAACGGUCCUCAUGAGGUUUCCUCCUCCGCUGCUGCCCCCAAGGAGAGGGAGACGGCCAUUUUGGAAGAUGAACUGUCAGACGUGGGUCCUCCUGAGCCCCACUUUUCCUACCAAACUCAGCGCCCGGGCCUGGCCCGCCACUGUUCCUGUCGCCUCGGUUACCAUUCCCACAGCCCCGAGAGGGCUCACCCUGUGGCCUACUACAGGCCAGACGGCACGUUGGAGCGGAGACAGCCGAUCUACAAUGGCGGGCACUCUCACCUGCACCCUGAGGGGUACGAAGAGAAACAGAGGGUGUACCGCUCGCUGUCUGAAGGCCUACAGCCCCACUCGUACCCCUUCACCCACGAGCCGCUGCCCCCUCACAGCCCUAGCAGGCGGGAGCACGAGGAGCUGGUCAUCUUGGAGGACCCGCCCACUUUCUUAUGCCCUUGCCAGGAUUGCCAAGAGGCCGCUCGCGAAGAGGCGAGGGUGCCCACUGCUUCCUUCUACGGCCUGCGCCUCGACCGGGAGCCGGAUCUGUGGGGGGUGGAGAACGCGAGGCCGUCCCUCCUCCAUCAUCCCCUCCAUCGGGGUGGCCAGCCCGUGCCUCUUCUUAUGCCGGCUGCCUUCGGGCACCACCACCUGUCCCACGGGCAACACCAGGCAUUCAGCUUCGAGCCCAAGAUGGUGGCCCCACCACACCUAAGCCAUGGUUACCCCACCCACCAGAGGGCAAAGGUCAUGGAAGAGACUGCAGAACCGUUUCCCUACCACCGCUACGGUCCGGCGUAUCCUCCGGUCGCAUCGUACGCCUACGGCAGGGCCUCAGCCAAGGCCUGCAUUUCCCCUUAUGCCUCAGGGUACUCAGGGUCUCCCCGCUCUGGCUCCAUUUCGCCAACCAGCCCCCUCUAUCCACCCACCAGGAAGCAUGCGUAUGAGCUCCCGGAGAGCGGCGAAGGGUACCUGCUACCGGGGCCCCCAGAAAGGCCGCGUGAGCUGCAAGAAUGCAGAGAGGCCGGCCCCUGGCAAGAGGCUCCCGUUCCGCAGCAUCUGCAGGAGGGACACGCGACCUACACGGAGGUGUCCGGCCCUCCCAUGCACACCAGCAGCCCAGUAUUCACCAACACCAGCCCUGGAUCACACAAGCACAGCAACUCAGCCACCAACCCGCUUGAAAUCACACUUCGGUCAAGCCCUGAGGAGCUGCCUUCUCCUGGCUGGAAAAGAGGCCCAGAGAAGACGGCUUCCCCCAGCAGUCCCACACAGACUCAGACUCCAUCCCCGAUGCAGGCCUUCACCCACCUCCCUGCCUUCAGGCCACAAGCUAACGGAAUGUCAUUGAGGCUAGGCCUCCAGUCCCCACAGCCAUGCUCCCGCGCUCACUGCACAUCCAGCCCACCACAUGUCACCCCCUCACCCACAUCCAAGCAUGGCGUCCUGCAAGAGGCCCCGCCACACCAAAAUGGAUCGGAAAUGCCCAGCAUUCGCACGGCUGCAGCCUCCCGUGAGUUGUCGGUGGAAGACAAGUUAGGUCACCAAGCAGGCCCUGUCAUGGAGAGACAGGCCCAGAGGAGCAGCCCGGUGGUUGCCCGCCACAGCCAGCCCCAGUCCACUUGCAGAACUGUGUCUAGCGCGCCGGCAUCACCCCAGAGCCCAGCAACCUAUAACGGCCGCCCGCACAAUGAGAGAACCGGGCCUGAGAUGAGCACCCUCCCUCGUUGCCCCAACAGUAGUCCUUCUCUCGGGCCCUGCUCCCUCAGCAUCCAGCCGCCAGCCCCCGGCUAUGGUUUUACCGACACGCAGGGCUCACCGACCCCGGCCUUCCCCAUUGCGACGGCCUAUUAUACAGGGGCAGAGAGCAGCCCCUCCAGUCGGGAUCACCUCAGUGAACCGCAGCAACCUCCCCUGCCCGAGAAGCAACACGUGCUGGCCACCAGGAACUGGGAGAGGACGUCGCCGCCUGGUCGCAGCCCUGGCUCUGCUCACCACGUCACCUUUGCGCCUGGCGUCCCUGACGGCGUUACGGCUGGAUCAGAACCACAGCAAGAGAACCAGGUGAACGUCAAGUUCGUCCAAGACACAUCCAAGUUCUGGUACAAGCCUCAUUUGUCCCGGGAGCAAGCCAUAGCCCUCCUCAAGGACAAGGAACCCGGAACCUUCCUCAUCCGGGACAGCAACUCCUUCCAGGGGGCCUACGGGCUGGCUCUGAAAGUGGCGACGCCUCCGCCCAACAGCAUCAACCACUCCACCAAAGGAGAUCCUGCCGAACAGCUGGUGCGUCACUUCCUGAUCGAGACGGGGUCCAAGGGGGUGAAGAUCAAGGGCUGCAACAAUGAACCCCAUUUUGGCAGCUUACCAGCGCUGGUGUCGCAGCAUUCCAUCACCCCCAUCUCGUUGCCGUGCCGCCUUCGCAUCCCCAACAAAGAUCUCAUGGUGGAGAGCCCCGAGCUGGCUGUCCCCACCAACAUGAGCACAGCCGCAGACCUGCUGAAGCAGGGGGCAGCCUGCAGUGUGCUGUAUCUGAGCUCCGUGGAAACGGAGUCCUUGACUGGUCCACAGGCUGUGGCCAAGGCAACCACCAGCACCCUGAACGCCACUCCCCGUCCUUCGGCCUGCGUUGUGCACUUCAAGGUGUCAGCCCAGGGCAUCACGCUUACAGACAACCAGAGGAAGUUGUUUUUCCGGCGUCAUUAUCCUGUCAGCAGCGUCACCUUCUGCAGCACGGAUCCUCAAGACCGCAGGUGGGCAAACCCUGACGGCACCACAUCCAAGAUCUUCGGCUUCGUGGCCAAGAAGCAGGGCAGCCCGUGUGAGAACAUCUGCCACCUCUUUGCCGAGCUGGACCCCGAGCAGCCAGCCUCGGCCAUCGUCAACUUCAUCACCAAGGUCAUGCUGGGAACUCACCGGCGAUGAGAAGGAGCCGAAGGGCUCGGCUCGGGAGGCCCGAUUUCAUCCUCCCCUGUUGGACUUGCUGUUCUUCAACAGCCCCAAGGGGUGGAGUCCCCUCUAGUGGAGGAGAAGCUUUAACUGGGCAGGUUGACCAAUGUAGGCAGAGCCAUUCUAGGAAUUUCCUCCUUCCUCUCUCUCUCUCCCUCCUCUUUUAUCCGCCAGCCAGCAA
Messenger RNA from Gekko japonicus, 4733 nucleotides. RefSeq names its product tensin 2 (gene TNS2). Gene Ontology annotation, biological process: peptidyl-tyrosine dephosphorylation. The transcript is spliced from 28 exons. Gene Ontology annotation, molecular function: protein tyrosine phosphatase activity; protein binding. The record is from RefSeq and is a predicted model, not a curated record. Lineage: Eukaryota; Metazoa; Chordata; Lepidosauria; Squamata; Gekkonidae. Bases 293 to 4528 code for a protein of 1411 amino acids.